AUGACCGAGCAAGAUGUAGCGCUGUCCGAAGCUACAGGAACCCAAUCACUCGUGGGUUCCUUAUGGACGAGGUCGUUGAUUGCCGGCGCAAUUGCCGGACUGACCGUGGAUUUCUCCCUCUAUCCACUCGACACAAUCAAGACACGCCUGCAAUCUAACCUGCUCAGCAGCAGCAGCAAUAGUCAUGGCCAUCUACCCAAGAAUCUCCUCCCACGCCACACCCUCCGCGGCACCCUGCGGAGCAUGUACGCCGGCCUGCCGUCCGCGAUGCUCGGGUCGAUGCCGUCCGCGGCCUUCUUCUUCCUCGUCUACGACGGAGUGAAACGGUCGCUGACGGAAACGAAUCACUCACUCUCCUCCUCCUCCUCCUCCUCCUCCUCGUCUUCGCCACCACGGACACCGACGUACGCACACAUGCUGGCGUCCUCGCUCGGCGAGAUUGCCGCAUGCGCCAUCCGCGUGCCGACCGAGGUCGUCAAACAACGCGCCCAAGCCGGUCUGUUUGGAGGAUCUUCGCUUCUCGCGUUCCAAGAUAUCCUCGCCCUACGCAAGACAGACGGGACCGCGACCAUGGUGCGCGAACUCUACCGAGGUGGUGGGGUCACAAUCAUGCGCGAAAUCCCCUUCACAAUCGUCCAGUUCAGUCUGUGGGAGUCCUUCAAGGCCUCGUAUUCCGCCAGACAGCAUCGAGAGACGGGCCGGCAGGAGGGCCUGGUUACGGCCACGGAGAGCGCGGCCUUCGGUAGCAUGGCUGGCGCGGUUGCUGCCGGGUUGACGACGCCGUUAGAUGUGUUGAAGACGAGGAUCAUGCUUGCGCGAAAGGAGACCAGUCCGUCGACAACCACAAGCUCAGGGUCGGGGACAGGGUCAACGACAACCACAACCGCAACCACAACUCCCACGACCACCAGAGCAGGCCCUCUCAAGGUCUUCCAGGAUAUUGUGAGGACAGAGGGCCCCUCUGGCUUGUUUCGUGGGAUUGUGCCGCGGAUCGGAUGGAUCAGCACGGGCGGCGCCAUCUUCCUCGGCACAUACCAGUAUGUCUGGAACAGGUUGGCUUCGGAUCAGCCUUGA
Molecule: messenger RNA, 1074 nt
Organism: Capronia coronata CBS 617.96
Lineage: Eukaryota; Fungi; Ascomycota; Eurotiomycetes; Chaetothyriales; Herpotrichiellaceae
Exons: 2
Coding region: 1-1074 (357 amino acids)
Biological process (GO): transmembrane transport
Cellular component (GO): mitochondrial inner membrane
Molecular function (GO): S-adenosyl-L-methionine transmembrane transporter activity
Source: RefSeq, a predicted model, not a curated record